Stegodyphus dumicola is the source of this 7882-nucleotide messenger RNA. RefSeq lists its product as uncharacterized. The record is from RefSeq and is a predicted model, not a curated record. NCBI's taxonomy places the organism in Eukaryota, Metazoa, Arthropoda, Arachnida, Araneae, Eresidae. Gene Ontology annotation, biological process: chromatin remodeling. Gene Ontology annotation, cellular component: CERF complex.
CGUGAUUGGCUAAGUGUCAGUUCCCCCAAGAAUAAAAAAAAGAAGAGAAAAAAGUGUUUUACGGCCGUGAUCAUCAAAUGUAGAAUUGUGACAUGUGGUAGAAAAGUGUUACCAUUAGAAAUAACUGCGUUAUGUGAAUAUUUUACUUACUCGCUCUUCCCUUUUUAGUAUUGUGAAUACUGUUGUUGAUACAUGGAUGAAAUUCAGAGCUGGUGGGAAGUUCCGGCAGUGGGACACUUUUGUUACAUAUUCCGGAACGUAUUUAAGCUUCUUUACUUCGAAUUAGCGGAACUGGAAGCAGCUAUAUUGAAUAUUCAAGAUCCAGACAUGAGUAUAUCAUUAGAACAGUUGAUUAGGCGACUUUUACAGGGCUGUUAUGAAGAUUGCACUAUUGAAGAUGCAAAUUGGGAGCAAAAAUUAAGUGAACUCUUUGAAGAAAAUUUCAAAGAUGGCGAGAAUCCCCUAAAUGGUACGCCAUUCUCAUUCCUUUCUCCUCGAUCCAAAGUUGAAAUUCUACUUAAAUUGUGCCAGUUGCGACUAGAUGUACCUGAUGCUGCAAAAGAAAUAAAGGAUAUACCUCCUGAGGAUAUGCAGGCUAAAUGUGUAGGUAAAGAUAGUAAUAAUAAUGUGUACUGGUAUUUUUGUGAUGAGAGGUUGUAUAAAGAAAAUCUGUCACCUAAAAAGAAAGCGGAUCAAACAAAUAAUGCAAAACAAAAGAACAAAAAGACUGAAAAAAAUGAUGAAAAAUCAUGGUCCAUUGCUUGUCAUACUUCAAGUGAUUGGGAAGUACUGGUGAAAAAACUGGCUAGAAGCAAAAAUUCUGCAGAUAAAGAGCUGGCAAAAGAAAUAAAGGAGACAUAUCUUCUUAUGCUACCUGGAGUAGUUUCAGAAAAAGAUCGUCUACUGAGGAAACGUUUCAUUGAAUUAGCUCCCAAGAGGACGUCGGCUAGAAUUUCUAAAGUGCAAGCUCAAAAGAAAUUAGAAGAAGAAAUGGCACGUAAAGCUGCUGAAGAAAAAAGGUCUAAAGAAGAACAGCAAGUACCUUCUAGCAAAAAGGAAGCUAAAGAAAAGCAAAAAGCAGUUGAAGAACGUGCUAAACGUGCCGAACUACGCCAAGCUCGUUAUGCGAGACGUGCGGAACUGCUCGAAAAUGGCUUCCGAUCAAGGAGAACAAAAGAAUCAAAUGGACAUGAUGAACUCAGUGAAUCUGAGAAUGAAUGCAGUGAUAAUUCAGAUGAAUCUGAGAGUGAAGAUAAUGAACAUAGCAAUGAUGAUGAUAACAGCAGUUCUGUUUCAGAAAGUGAGAAAAGUGACUCUGACAAAAGUGAAAGUGAAAGCGAUUCUGAUCAAAAUGAGACUGAAAAUCAUUACUCUAACAGCAGAGGUAAAAUAUGUGAAAAGAAUAUUUUGCCUCCACCACAAACAAAUAUUAGGACUUCUAUAUUUCAUAACAAAGUAGACUCCUGCGCUAUAAAACGUAAUUUUGUUCCAAAUACUUACGAGAUGCCGCAAUGGAAAUCUACAAUAGAUAACAAAGGGCAUAAAUUACAUAUAUUACAUGGUUCAUUUGAUGAUGUGUCAAGGAGCAAACGUUUCAGGCUAAAUGAGGCAGCUACGGAUUUUAGAAAUGGAUCUUUAAAUGAUCGGCAAGCAUUAAGUUUCAGGCAAAAUCUUGCAACACCUUCUCUCCCGGAGCAGAAUUUUAGCACAUACAGAAGUGUAGCUCCCUCUCCAUCUGUAAUACGUCUUGAUUUUGUUAAAACUCCACCCAAACGCCAAUUUUCAAGCUGACUGUAAACAAUGAAUAUGCAGUGAUGACUGGUCGAUGAUUAUAUGUUACAGGGUUAUGCAUUUAUGUAAAGAAAAAAGUACCUUUUGAAGUUAAAUUGCAGAAAUAAUCUCUGUAUUUGAGCAUAGAAACUCACUCUAAUAUGAUCUGAUAUAAAAAAACUGUAUGCAAAUGUUCUAGGAAUAUACCUCAUUUGAGAAAAGCAGAAUUUGAUGAAGGAACUGAUUAGACCUGAAAUUGUAAAACUGGUGUUUCAAGAAACAAAUACAUUUUCAGUAAACUUAAUUGGCAUAAACUUAUAUAUCUCAUGUUAUAAUGCAAAGUAUAGUGUUAUGUGCACAAUUAUAUCUAUAAUCUAAAUUUUUUGCAUUAUAUUUAAUGCAAUGAAUAUUUUUAAUUGAAUAAUUAAUUUUAAUACUCAAGCUUCACAUUAAGCCAUUUGGUUUUAAAAUGUGAAAUAUUAAGUAUCAUAUAAUGAUGCUGAAUCUGAUAGGCGAAAUAUGCUUAGUUCAAUAGUGUGUGUAUAUUAUGUAAAUUCAUUAAAUUAUUUAUGAAAAAUUUGUGUGAAAUAUUUCUUUGAAUAUACUGAAAUGUGUUUUAUUUAAUUAUUUUUAAGACAUUUUUUAUAAAUGUUAGCUGAUUUCAAAUUUUGUUUUGUUUUGUUUAUAAAAAAUUAGAAAUUAAUUAGUUUUAAACAUUUUUGUGCAAUUAGAAAACCAAAGUGUAAAUGGAAUAUGCAUCCUCCUAAAUACUUUAUAUUAAAUGCCAUCUUUCUUUAUGUUAAAUGUGAUUAAUGUAACUGAAGUUUUGCCUUUUUAAUAUAUUUAGUUAAUGAUGCUUUUUAAAUUUUUAAUUUAUUGAACAGAACUGGGCAGAAUAUUCAUUACAUUUUGGUUGCAAAAGGACAUUACUUAAAUUGUACUUUUGAUCAUAUUUUGAAAGCAAUCUAAAUUAGAUGUGUUUCAUUAUCAGUUUCGAUUUUUUUCUAUUUUUAAAUUCUUUUUAAUAUGUGCAUUCAGAAUGGUAAUAAAAACUUAAAUUUAAAUACAAAAAUGGAAUAGUAAAUGUCAGUCGUAGUUUUCACUAGGUGUAUUUAAUAUAAUAGUGCAAUUUUAGUGAAGGUAUGUAAUGUGUGUAUGAUGUAUUACAGCUUAUGAGUAGUUUAUAAAUAAAGUGUACUUUAUAUAUGUAUUUCUUUACCGUUGUGCAUAUAUAUACAUAGUUAGCUUUCCUUACAUCAAAGAAUAUUUAAAUUUUCUUUUAAUCUUCAAGGUGUGUGUUCAUGCCUUGCCAACAAAUUUUCUCCAAUUUAGUCGCUCUGAAAAUUUUCAUAUUUAGACAGAAUAAUGUGAAUUAGUCAGAAUAGUGUGAUCAAAAUUUUGCCAUUGAAGGCAGUUUUACUAGAAACUGGCAUUUAUUUUAAUUGAAUUCCUAAAUUAUGUGAGACCUUGGUGCUUUGGAUUAAGAAUGCAUUUUCAGGGAUGUGUUUGGAAUUAGAAAAUUAAAUUUGCUUACUGGGGCAUUUAGUUUAGCUAUAUCUUGGAGAGCAAAAUGAUGUUUUUUUUAGAAGCUUAUCUAGAGAAUUCUGUAAGCGGCUUAUAGUUAGUUGCAUUACAUUUAGAGAAAGCUAUAAAAAUUCUCAUUUGAAUCAAUCAUUCCAAUUUAAUUUUAAAUGAAAUAUUCAUGUUUAAAUUAUUUUUUUCACUUUAUACCUAAAAGCUGCUUUACUGAAACAGAUUUUCUUCAGUGCUAAAAUUUCAGCACUAAAAAAUUUUGUAGUGAGGAUCAGGUGAACAGCCAAAUAAUAACAAAUGGAACCAAAAGAUGAAAUAAACAUUGAGCCAAGGGAGGAGCAGACAAAAUUCCCAGGAAAACCUGCAUUGUAAUUAAUAUCAAUAACUCUAGUAAUUUCUGUCAAUCUAGAUGUUUGAAGGAAAUCUGAGCAAGUAAAAAUAUUUUGCGAAUAGGAUUUAAAAUCAAAAUUACAGUUUAAAGGACCUGUUGUUACUAACUAUAGAAGAUUUAUUUAUUUCUUUGUUUUGAGCAUAGGGUUAUUGUUUAUUAAUGCAAAAUUUUAGCAGUUUCAUUAUUUGGCUGAUAUGUGUGACUAUAAUUCUUUGGGCAUGCAUGUAUGUGUGUACCCCUAUGUGUAUGCAGUAUAUUAGUUUAGUUCAUAAAAUGUAUGAUAUUUAAAAACAAGCAGUAUUUUAAAAAGUGAGUCCAAAAAGAGUGUAUUAGAAAUGAUUCUUUAAUGUAAAAUAUAACAAAAUUAUGGUUGUUUAGCAAACAUUCUAAGCAUUUCUAGAGAGAAAUAGUAUUUAUUGAAUAUUAAAUUUAUAAAUACAUUCAAAAGGGCUUAAAAAUAGUAAUUUAUUCUAAAAGUUAAUUUAUCACUGUACAUUAUUAAAAUUUUUAUGAUUUCUUGAAAUAUAAAAUUUUAAAAUAUAUUUUUUAUUUAAUUUUUUUUUUUUUUUUUAUUUAGAAUGAGAAGAAUUCAGUCGAAAUUUGAAUGCCAUACAUUAAUUAAAUGUAUUAAAUAAUAGAUUAAGAUAAAUUAUAAUAUUAGAAUUCUAAAUUUAUAUACGGUAUUUAAAACUGUUGGAUUUAAAGAAAUUUGUUUUGCUUUGUCUGGAAAAGAAAGUUUUAACGAAUCUUGUCUGUAUGUACAUACUUUUUUCUUGUAUUUUCUAAAAUUCAAUAUUGACUAAUUAAGGGGAUACGAAAUUCAGAACCAAAUACUAUUUAAAUCUUAGGGAAAAAAUAUUAAAUUUUCUUAAGUUUAAUUUUUUAUGAAUGAAAGAAAAUUCAUGUACAUAUUUAUAUUAAAUUACUGUCCCCCCCAAAAAAAAACUAAUCUGUAAGUGUCUAAUAUUUAGUCAUUAAAUAACAUAUUUAUCACUUAUCAUAUUUAUAUGAGUACUAGCUUUAUGUCUGAAAAUUCCAUUUAAAAAAAUUCUGAAGCUUGAGAUAAGAUUCUAGCGUAAUGAUUAAAUGUUGUAAAUUAUGAUUCUGAGAAUAAUACUCUCCAUAUUUAUGAUUUAUUUACCGUCUUCACAAUAAACUAAUAUUCCGAAAGGAUGAUUGUAUUUUCGAUAGCUGUUUACCGAGAAAAAUUUUUCUUAAAUGAAGAUUUGUUUAUCUGGAGAAAAAUAAAGCUGUUUUUUAAAGCAAGUGGUUAGUCGCCCCCUUCCCCAAACUAAGCAUGAUUGUAAUCUUUUGCACUUGAAGUAUUUCUUCCUGGAGGAGACAAAGCUUGGUGUUUUUUCACAAACUAAGCCUGUUUGACAGUUAACAGUGUAUUGCAGUGAAUGCUCAAAAUAUUGUGAUUUUUAGUUGCAUUUAAAUUUUAAUGAUACACAUGUUCGAUUGACUGAUCAGUGUUCAUGCCUUACUCUUGUGAGGAAUUAUGACUUUCCUCUUGUGCUUACUUUUAUUGUGUAGUAAUUAGCAUGUUUCACUAGCAGUUGAAGAUUUAUAGUUCGAUUCCUGGCAAUGCUAUAAUUGCUUUUUCAUGUCUCCUGCUCUGAAAGCAUAAUAAUAGUUUUGUACACCUUGAUUUCUAAAAAUUAUCAUUCACCACAUGAGAAAUAAUUGAGAAUAAGUUGUUUCAAAGUUAACGCUAAUGAUGUGUAUGUUUUAAUUUGUGUGGUUACAAAUGUGAAAAUUAUUUGUGAAUUUAUUGUUUUGAACAAUCAAAUUACGAUUCUGUUGAUAGUAAUAUAAUUUCUUACCGCUAAAGGAUGAUAAAAAUGUCUGCAAUACAAUGAUUUCAGCAAGCAAUUAGGAAACUAUAAGAAUAAAAUAUGCUAGACAAUGAGAGAUGAAGAAAAUAUCUAGCAUUCAAUUACAGACGCCAUAUUUUUCAAAGAAAAUAAAUAAAAGCCUUCCUAAAUAGUGUUUACAAAUCAGUUGAAGUUAAAAGGCAGAGGACUUAAUAAUAAAGUACAGAUAAGUUAUAAUCAAUUUUCAUUUGAAUAAUGCCCCAUUAAAUCUUGAGAAAAACAAAUUUAUGCAGCUUGAUAGUUAAUAUAUGUAUUAACUUGAUAACAUAGUUAAUAUAAUAGCUAAUGAUAGAAGUUAAUAGUUAAUUUUAAGUGAAAUAUUCAUGUUUAAAUUAUUUUUCUCCUUUGAUACCUAAAAGCUGUUUUACUGAAACAAAUUUCAUAUCUCUACGCAGAAGAGAAAUAUGCUAAUGCAAAGUUGGGAAGGGGGUGGUAAUUUUAUAUAAAACUGCAUCAAAUUAGAAGAUUGACGAAGAUCUUUCUUCUUCAGCACCAAAAAAUUUUUCGGUGGGGACAAGUGAACAGCCAAAAUAAUUCGCAGAUAAGAGCAAAGAUGCACAAACAUUCAGUCAUCUGUCAAAGAGGGCAGUAGAAUUUUGAAAUGUAAUAAGGUGAUAAUAGUUAAUAUAUUAACUUGUUGAUACAAUGUAAUGUAUUGACUUGUUAUAUAUAUCAACAAUGCCUUGAUAAUGCUGGACCGAGCUCCAACAAAACUGCUAUUAGUAAAAUAUUUUUACUUAAUUGUGUUUAAUUAUUAUAAUGGACUUCUUAAUAUGAAGUCCACUGUAGCAACUAGCACUAUUAUAUAGGCUAAUUAAAAUAAAAUAACUAAUUUAAUUAAUAGGCUAAUUAAAAUAAAAUAAUUAAAUUAGUUAUUUUAUUUUAAUUAGCCUGUAUUAAAAUAAAAUAUAUUUUAUUUUUUAUUAGCUAAUUAGCUAAUGAUAAAAUUUAUAUUUUAUUAGCUAAUUAAAUUAAAAUAAAAUUGUAAAAGCAUUACAUUAUAAUUUUAUCAAGUGAAUCAUCUGGUAUGUAGGUGUAAAAAUGUCCAAGUUACUGUAAAAUUUACCUAAGUGUUAAAAUCUGAAUGGAGCAGUUGCUUAAAAGAAAACAGACCCUAGAAUUCUAAUCUGUUUAGAAUAAAAGGAAAGAUUAUCUCCGAGUUUCAAAUAGGAAAACUAAUGCAUUUAGUGUUAGAUAGUCUUGAGAAUAAUAAAAAUAAAAUUUAUAAAAAUAUAAAUAAAUAAAAAUAAGUAAUUUCACAUGAAUUAAAAUUUAAAAUAAGUAAUAAAGAUCUUUAUUUAAUGAGGCAUUUUACAGGUUUUUAAGCUAAUAUAUAUUUAUGUUCAAGUUUGCUAUCUUUUUUUUUUUUUUUUUUUUUUUUUUUUUUUUUUUUUGAACUAAGUCUGUAAAAAUUGACAAAGUAUCAUUUCUGUCAUGUAAAUUCAAUUUUCAAACAUCAUUUCUUUCUUUUGUGAUCAAACUUUUCAUGAAAAACAGAAAUGUAAGUUCAUCUUCUAUGGAUAUUUGUAUUAUUUUUUGCAACAUAUUCCAAAUAAUAAAGUAAUAUAAUAAUAAUAAAACUUGUCUUUUUCAUCAAUUAUUCAAUUUAUUAUUGUUUAUACUUUCUCAAUUUUUUAAUUAAAAAAUUUAGGUUUUUAAAUAUUUUAUUGAAUUCAAUAAAUGUUCAUUUAAAAUUUGUCAAAUACUGCUGUAAAAAUAAGAGAAUUUUGGUGACCCAUUCUUUUUAAUGUCUUCCUCUCUAAAUAAUAUUUCCUAUUUCAAAUCUGUAUCGAAACAUUAGAAUAUUAUUUUCUUAAAUACACAAGAAAAUCUUAGAAAAGUGCAUUUUAUUAAUAGCAUUUUAAAUAUAAAUAUAUCAAAACUAUACAUUUAACAUGAGUGUAUUAUACUGUCCAGUUCUGUUAUUAAGAAGAUUGAAAGUUUAGCCAUAUUCUGUUACAUUGAACAUUCGUGUAUAUUACACUGAUUAUUUUGUGUAUAUUACAUUGAUGAUGCACAGAUAUUAUAGUUAUCCAUCUUUGUGUAAAUGUUGCUGUGUAAGAUGUGUAAAAUGCACUGCAUUUGUGAAUUAUAAUGCUAUUAAUUGCGAUGUGAUUUUAAAAAAUAGCUUAGGUGUUUUCUGCAAAGUAAUUUUAAAUUUUCUCUGAAAGAUAAUUUUUGUCAUAAAGUUAUGUAGCUAGAAUAAUGUAUGAAUAACAAAAAAUUACUGCAUUUAGGGAAGCAGUUUUGCUUCAUUAUUUCUACACAUGUUAUGUAAUUUGCAGUUUGGUAAUAAAUUCUUUUGUUUUUA